AUGUCUAAUCCAUCAGUCCACGCAGACCUUCGGGCUACGAACGAUCCUGGCCACUUACCCUACGAGAUCUUCCUUCUCAUUGUAGACGCGAUGAUUUCAGAGGCUUACGAGAAGGCUAGACAUGAAAAGGUGACCUACAUACUCCAGUACCGAAUCAUAUGGAAUCGAGACGUUCCGGAUAAGCAAGUCUACAUUAGUGUGGACAGCCCAGGCUACGAGACGCAGAAGUGGCGACUGAACCAGAUCCGAACCUUUCUCCAGAUCGAUAGAACCAGUAGACGCAUGGUAGAACGAGUCUUCGUUCCCACUGACUUGUGGAGCUAUCUUUAUAACCAACCCAUGCGAGGCCUUUGGCAUGACCACAAGGUGUCUGGAUGUGUGCUUCCGGACGUUGACAUUUUCGAAGCCAUGCCGACCCUGGAAAUGACACCACCAGACCGAGACCUUCGGUCUACAAUUCUCCAUCCCAGCACCGAAGAGAAAGACUUUUUCCGACUCAUAAGAAGGGUCCAAGGGGAUUUGGAUGACUUUGUGCCAUCUUCUGAUUUCUGGCGGCCGGGUUUUACGCCCGAAGCGCUGCGGUCAUUUCCCAACUUGAAAGAAAUCCGGCUCAAAGCCGAACAGAACUUUGCUCGACUCGACCCGAGAGUAUCAUUCCACUACUCACAUGAACACGACAUGCCCAUAGAUACCCAGAUUUUUCCGCUGCUAGAGAACUGGAAGUCUAGGUACGGAGAGGCUCUAGAAACGCACUUGCGGGUUGCUGAAGAGCGAGAAGUCCCUUGUUUCAUCAUGACAGGCAAAUUCUGGAGGCCCCAGAUCAAGAAGGCAAGACUGCUGUUAAAGGAUGGAGCCGUUCGCAUGCAAUUUGUUAAUCCGGGCUGCGAUUGCUACUACCAGCUAUAUUCUGAUUUGAAUGCUCGUGGCGUUACUCUGGAGAGUGUCAUGCAGCAGCAAGAAUAG
Molecule: messenger RNA, 963 nt
Organism: Colletotrichum orchidophilum
Lineage: Eukaryota; Fungi; Ascomycota; Sordariomycetes; Glomerellales; Glomerellaceae
Exons: 1
Coding region: 1-963 (320 amino acids)
Source: RefSeq, a predicted model, not a curated record